AUGAGGACGUCGAUAUGCAAGAGAGAGGCUUGUGAAGGAGCUACACUCCACGAGGAGGAGGCGGCCAAGACCCGUCAUCGUGGUCUGAUGGAGCAAGCCACCAUUCCCUACUAUCUCGAGCAGCAGGAGAAUGUUCUAGCUGAAUCAAGGAUGAUGAUCCCAGAGGACCCAGAAUUCCGUAAUCGACUAGUAACCGCACUUUUCGAUUUGAAACCAACUCUGGCUGAACUUGAACUGAAGGAGCCACAUGAACAUGGGGCUGAGGUUCAAGAGGCUGAGAGAACAGUCGCAGGAAUCGAAGAUGUAUUCACGCGAAUAUAA
Messenger RNA from Oryza brachyantha (malo sina), 321 nucleotides. RefSeq names its product tubulin-folding cofactor A-like. Gene Ontology annotation, molecular function: beta-tubulin binding. The transcript has 3 exons. Gene Ontology annotation, cellular component: microtubule cytoskeleton; cytosol. Gene Ontology annotation, biological process: tubulin complex assembly; post-chaperonin tubulin folding pathway. The coding region runs from base 1 to 321 and encodes 106 amino acids. The record is from RefSeq and is a predicted model, not a curated record. NCBI's taxonomy places the organism in Eukaryota, Viridiplantae, Streptophyta, Magnoliopsida, Poales, Poaceae.